Molecule: messenger RNA, 4051 nt
Organism: Scophthalmus maximus (turbot)
Lineage: Eukaryota; Metazoa; Chordata; Actinopteri; Pleuronectiformes; Scophthalmidae
Gene: mafba
Product: v-maf avian musculoaponeurotic fibrosarcoma oncogene homolog Ba
Exons: 1
Coding region: 567-1784 (405 amino acids)
Biological process (GO): regulation of transcription by RNA polymerase II
Cellular component (GO): nucleus
Molecular function (GO): RNA polymerase II cis-regulatory region sequence-specific DNA binding; DNA-binding transcription factor activity, RNA polymerase II-specific
Source: RefSeq, a predicted model, not a curated record
UCCCAUUGGAGAGCUGCGCGCUCCGGAUCCAUCCUCCCGGCGCGACGUCACGACGCGCUAUAAGGAUAAAGCGCUGGCUCGCUCCGAGCGCAGUCUGCUGGAUACCAGAGAGCGGGAGCGAGUGAGAGAGGCGAGCCUUGAAACCUCUGCGGUGCAGAGCUGGAAAAGCUGCUUCUCAGCGAAAAUUCAGACGCCCUAUUUGCUCCGCUUGUGCCCUCCUGCCAUUUUCCUGGAGAAAAAAAAAGGGACUUAUAACCAAGACGACGAGGACUGGUGCCCGUCUCAGCGACCAAACGUGGUAUUUCACUUAUUAUUAUUAUUUAUCUUGAUUUUUUUUUUGUGUGUAUGUGUGUGUGAUACACUUCUACUGAAGGGACUGAGGUUUUUAUUUUUGCACUGAGACUCACUCCUACCUCCUGCCUGGUCUCCCUGCCAGAUUAUCCCGGCAGAAGUAGGCUAUAUGACGCAAGUCUGAAAGUUUUCCUCCACUACUUUUUUUUCGUUUUCCUCCCCCCCCCCCUCCCAUCCCCACCUCCCCUCCUCCUCCACCACUCACACGGUGUUUCAUGCUACAGCAAGUCUGUGCACAGCGGUGGAGGAGCCAAAAGAACUAUUGCAUGAAACAAGAGAGGAGAGAAGAGACGCUGAUUAAUAAGUCCGUUUUUGUGACGCUUGCAAGUACCGUUGCACAUCUGCAAAAGAGUCGCGACGGCAACAUGAGUGCGGAGCUGAGCAUGGGUCCGGAGCUACCCAGCAGUCCUCUGGCUCUGGAAUAUGUCAACGAUUUUGACCUGAUGAAGUUCGACGUGAAGAAGGAAGGCCUGGCCGGGCUGGAGCGCAACGGGGUUCGCCAGUGUAACCGCCUCCAACCCCAAGGCUCCGUGUCCUCCACCCCCAUCAGCACGCCCUGCAGCUCGGUGCCCUCUUCGCCCAGCUUCAGCCCCACAGAGCAGAAGAACCACCUGGAGGAGCUGUACUGGAUGCCGAACAGCGGGUACCAUCAGCAGAUAGACCCGCAGACGCUGAGCCUGACCCCAGAGGACGCAGUGGAGGCCCUGAUCGGAGCCACGGCGCACGGCCACCCUCCGCCUCCGCACGUCCAACAGCAGCUGCAGCAGCAGGGCGCUUUCGAGGGCUACAGGGGCCCGCAUCACCACCACAGCCACCACGGCCACAACCAGCAGCACCAUCACCCAUACGCUGGGGGCAUCCCGCACCACGCCGAGGAGCUGUCCGGGCACCCGGGCGGACACAGCCACCCGCACAGCCAGCAUCACCAUCACCACAGCCAGGACCCCGACAGCCCGUCCCCGAUGUCCCCAGACUCCCACCAGUCGCUCCAUCACCACCGCCACCAUCACCACCACGGCCACCUGAGCCAGUCGGCGGGCCACCACGGCUCCGGGGGCGGACUCAACGUGGAGGACCGCUUCUCCGACGACCAGCUGGUGUCCAUGUCGGUGAGGGAGCUCAACAGACACCUGCGGGGCUUCACCAAGGACGAGGUCAUCCGCCUCAAGCAGAAGAGGCGGACCCUGAAGAACCGCGGCUACGCGCAGUCCUGCCGGUACAAGCGGGUGCAGCAGAAGCACGUGCUGGAGAACGAGAAGACGCAGCUGAUGAACCAGGUGGAGCAGCUCAAGUCCGAGAUCAGCCGCCUGGCGAGGGAGCGGGACGCCUACAAACUCAAGUGCGAGAAACUGACGGGGUCAGGGGCCAGUAACGGGUUCCGCGAGGCUGGCUCGACCAGUGACAACCCUUCAUCCCCAGAGUUUUUCAUGUGAGUUGUCAGAGCCUUUUUCUUGUGACCCCCCCCCCCCCCCCCCCGUCCCCGUCACAACAAACUCUUCCCCCUCCACCCGAAACCUUUUCCUUAUUUUUUUUCCUCCCCCCAACAAAUGACUGACUGGCUGAUGAACAAGCGAUAAUAAUCCACACCUCCCAUACUGUUUAUGAUUAUACGAAUAACGGUAACAAUUAUAUUCAUAUUAGAAGAAUAAUCCAUCAAAUAGUACUCUCAUAUAUAAUCAUUUCUCCAUCCACGUGUCAACUGAGAUACAAAGAGCAACGUAGAGUGUCCGAUCAGUCGCAGCAUCUCUGUAGAUUAGUUGCUUGUAGUGAAGAGACUUUUUCUUCUUCUUCUUCUUCUUCCAACGAGAGGAUCGGCUGAGGAACUUUUUUUUAAUUUUGAUUUUUUUCCCUCCUCCUUUGAGGCUGCAGCUUUUUUAAAUAAUCUGUAAGUAGUGUGGGAUGGCGUCGAGGUGUAUAGUUGUCUUGUAAUCCUGUUCUCUGAACUGAUGGACAUUGUUAUGAAACAACAAGUAGCGAUAGGCCACGCAGCCUGCAACUCCCAUCCGACGAGUGGGGCCGUAAUCUGAGAAAAAUCUCCAAAAGCAAGACUCCACUUUAUGCAAAUUGAACUCCUGUCUACUAGCCCGUCACAGGGAGGGGGCACAUUUUAUGCAACAUCUCAUUGAUUUAUUGCCUGCUUGGUUAUAUUCGAAUAUAUAUUGAAACAAAAAAAAAAACUGCAUUAAAUAUUAAUCCUGCAUGCUGGACAUGUACGGUAAUAAUUUCUAUUUUGUACUUUCAUCUUCUCGUGUAUAUUAAGAGCAUGUUGUUGAUCUGCGCUUCUCCAUAGUUUCUCGGGGGGUUAGAGAACCGCAGCGGGGACAGAACAGCAGGACUGCCGGUGCAGUGUCAUAUGGUGUGGGUUUCUUUUGAGCUUGUAAAUAUUAUGCAACCGCAAAAAAACUGCACAACAAGAUUGAGGAGGCUGGUUUGAACUUCUUUCAUUCUUUGUGUUGUGUUUUUUUUUCUAUAUUUUUCAUUGAUUUUUUUAUUGAUUUUGAUUUUUUUUAUCAUUUUGGGGUAUUGAUGGCGAUAAGGAGUGCAGUUUUUCUUUUUUUUUCUCCAGUUGCAUUUAAAUACAACAAAACUUUGUGUGUCAAGUGCACUUUUUGGAUUAAUGAUUUGCAAGUUUUCAUUUUGACUUUUGUGCAGACCUCCCUCAAGGAAGACAUACUAUGAUACUAUAUUGUGAUAUUAUUUAUGAGGCCCGGGUGCAAAGUUUUUGAGCAUAAUCUGCGGGAGGCUGAGGAGACGAACGUGUGGCCACGAUAUUAAUCGGACACAGAUUUGCACAGAAGAGCCUUUUGCGCAACAAACACACACGCACGCGCACACACACACGCACACACACACACACACACACACACACAAUGUGGGUUUGUCCUUUGUGUCGUUUUAAUCCAACGUGGCUUCUGUGCCACUAAUUCAGAAACGUGUUGUCUGCCUUUCCAUGAACCUUUUAAGAAACCACGUCGAACCCAAACAGAACCUCAUCCUCUCAUUGCAAUUGGCGGCCACCUGUAGCACAUGUUCACUGGGCCUAUAAUAUCAAGGAUUUAUAUUUUUUAACAAUAUUUAGAAAAAACGUGCAAACACUUACAUGUCAGGGGUUUUAUGUAAAGUUAAUAUUUAGAUAACGCGAGCGUUUUAAUACAAAGUGUGACUAUUAAUGCUCUAUGUUUUCCUGAUUUUUUUUCUGCAGGUCAGUAAAAAAGGGGACACAGGUUGUGCAAAUUCUCAAAAUGAAAACAAUAUGUACGUUAUGUAAUGUGUGUGUGUGUUUUUUUGUUGUCGAUUUUUAUUAUUAUUUGAUGAUUCUGGUUCUGCUGGCCAGAUGCAUAGUUAAAAGUUUUUAUUUUAAUGAUUUAAAUUAACAAACUGUCAGAUCAUAUCAUAAGCAUGGUGCUUGCAUUUGAAACUAUUGUUGAAGACUCACGCAUUUAACAAUCUUUGGUUUGUUACUGAUUCAACUGUGUUGAAAUCGAACUGAAACUGCAGCAGCGGGUUGUUGUUAUGUUUUCGCCGAUUCCAUGUACUUUGCGAUGAUGGGGAUCAAUUUUCAAUCCUGUUUAUAUAAAUAAUAGUUAAACACUUAAAUUUGAACUGUUCCAUUCAGGCUGGUUUCUGUUUCGUCUUAUUUUUGGUUGUUUUUGGAAGAAAUUGUUUCCUAUUUUGCUUAUUAAAGUCAUUGAAAUGGCAA